Molecule: messenger RNA, 492 nt
Organism: Staurois parvus
Lineage: Eukaryota; Metazoa; Chordata; Amphibia; Anura; Ranidae
Source: the annotation of a GenBank genome assembly
AUGCAAACAGCAGAAGGGAAUCAUACUGCUGCACACUCACCCAGCGGUCAAAGUCAAAACUCUUAUGAAUGGAUGAGGAAAACAGCACAAUCUACAUCUACAGUUGAUUUUCUAGGUAAGACAAGGACAAAGGAAAAAUAUCGGGUUGUUUACACUGACCAUCAGAGACUGGAGCUUGAAAAAGAAUUUCAUUAUAGUAGAUAUAUUACUAUAAGAAGAAAAAGUGAACUUGCUGCUAGUUUAAGCCUUUCUGAGAGACAGGUUAAAAUUUGGUUCCAGAAUCGAAGAGCAAAGGAGAGAAAGCUUUUCAAAAAGAAAAUGAAUCAGUUUGAAGGAUCCGGGUCUCUGCAGAGUGAUUCCAGUUCAGCCAGUCCCAACCCACACUGUGACUCUAUGGUACAAGGAGAAAUGACAAGCUCUUUAUAUCAACAACGACAACUUGCACUCAAUGGCCUGCAUCCCGAUGACAUCAUACAGCAAGUUGUUGUGUAA